AGAGAGAGAGAGAGAGAGAGAGAGAGAGGUGCAGAAAAAGAAGCAGUGAAAGUGAUGGAAGACGAAGACGAAGACGAAGACAUCGUUUGGAACGACGAGCUUUUUGAAUCCAUGCUAAAGUGUGGUUACGAUGAGCUCGCUAAACAGAAUGCCGACAAGGUGGAAACUUUUGAUGCAUUCCUGUCCCUUGCUAUUGCCCCUGCCUCCGCUGUUCCAGAUCUUAGAGAUCAUUAUGAUUGUAUGGCUGUUAGCAUAAAAUCAAAACUAUUGCCAUUUCAGCAAGAGGGUGUUAGGUUUGUAUUGCAGCAUGGGGGGCGCGUCCUCCUGGCUGAUGAUAUGGGCCUAGGGAAGAGUGUUCAGGUUAUUGUUGUAGCCUCUUGUGUUUGUGACUCAUGGCCUGUUCUUGUUCUUAGUCCAUCUUCAUUACGGCUUCAAUGGGCUUCUUGGCUAGGCAUCGACUCGUCAAAAAUACAUGUGGUUUUGUGCAAUUACAAACAAACAUGGGUUCACAAUAACAUGGGGCUUGAAGCCGCUCUUAAGCAUUUAAGUUUUAAGGUUGUGAUUGCAAAUAAGUCACACUUCUUGAAGAAUGCCCGAGCAUAACAAACUACUGCAUCUCUUCCUAUAUUUUACAGGUCUCUCUCUCUCUCUCUGUGUGUGUGUGUGUGAUGUCUUUGUUAGUUUCUUAAUUGCAGACAGCUCGAUACACAAUGCUGCUUAGUGGGACUCCAACUUUUUCUCGACCAAUAGAGCUAUUUACACAGGUCAUAAUUAAUUCUUUUUAGACUCCAUAUUUUGGUUAAUCCCCAAUGAAUUUGUAUCUCUUCUCUAAAUUAAAACAUUUACAUGUUUUGACAGCUUGUUAGUUGAGGUAUUCUGACUUUAAGGCAUCUUUCUUCUAUGUAUGUUUGUUCCUUCAUUUUUAAUUGGGAAAUUGUCAUGCUUUAUUGAAAUUGGAGUGAUUAUUGUCACUCAUUCUUAACUUGUUUUCAUCACACAGUUGAAGGUAAUUGGCAACAAAAUGACGGCCAACGAGUCCGAGGAGGAAGCCGGUAUGCAUAUGCCUAACCUUAAGGAUACCCAGAAAAAGGUGCACAUGUAAGAUGCAACAACCUUUUAAGCUAUUUUCAGUUAACCAUAUAUUCUCGAACAAGAAAGAGCUCUCCUUUAAAAGAUACUUGACUAUUUUACCCCUAACCAACUAGCUUACAUAAAAGUUUUAUAUAAGCUAGUUGGUUAGGGGUAUAAUAGUCAAGUAUAUUUUAAAGGAGAACUAUUCCUUGUUCGAGAAUAUAUGGUUAACUAAAAAUAGUUUAAAAGGUUGUUGCAUCUUGCAUGUGAACCUUUUUCUAGGUAUCCAUAAGGUUAGACAUAUGCAUAUUGGCUUCCUCCUCGUACUCGUUGGCCGUUAUUUUGUUGCCAAUUACCUCCAACUGUGUGAUUAAAACAAGUUAAGAAUGAGUGACAAUAAUCACUCCAAUUUCAAUAAAGCAUGACAAUUUCCCAAUUGAAAAUGAAGGAACAAACAUACAUAGAAGAAAGAUGUCUUACAGUUAGAAUACCUCAACUAAUAAAGCUUUGAUUGGUGUCAUGUCCUUGUCUGUCAAGUCCAGCAAUACCUGGGGACAAGAAAAAACAACAAAAAAAGAUGACCACUAGAUGAUAAACACGGAGCAUAUUAUCAAAAAAUGAAACUAUAUAUAUAUAUAUAUAUAUAUAUAUAUACACUAGUCGUUACCCGCGCAAAGCAGCGGGCGACGAAUAGUUGCAUACCCGACCGAUGCAGCCGCUAAGAAUAAUUUUUUCGGCGUGUUAUUUUUUUGUAUCCGUGAUUAUGUUCUUUUAGGCACAUUGUUUUGUUUCGGAGAUUACGUUCUUUUAUCCGAUUAUGUUCUUCUGGUGCAUUGUUUUGUCUUAACAAUAAUAAAUGAAAUGUUAUUUUACUACAUUGGUCCAUAUAGAUUUGACAUGAUUUUGAAUUUAAAUGUACCCAGAUAUUUCAACGACCAUAAAUUAAUCAUUCUCUAUAACCAUAAAUUAAUCAUUCUCUAUAACCCCAGGACUCAUUGAAAGUCCAGAUUGUCCCCUCCCAACUGCAUACACAAAAGGCAUCAGCAGUAAAAUAAAAUAAAAUAAAAAACAAUCUAGUAGAAAGAAAAAAUGGAAAAAAUAUAUAACUUUGAGUCGACAUAGCAAACAUUUGUAAGACUCUAAUUGUGCUUCCUUGGGAAAAAAAUUAAUAAAUUUUUAAAAAAUGUCAGAAUCCAGAUAUAGAUGAAAACUAACAAUAUUUAAGUGAAAUCAAUAAGAAUUAAAGCAAAUUGAAAACUGUUGUGACCAGAAAGCUUGCAAAGACAAAUGGAAUAUCAGGAAGCCACCAUAGUUCCAAUAAAUGGUCUGAAGUUUUCCUAACUGCAGCUAGAGGUGCACAAACCGGUUUUUUUUUUCCAAACCGGUUUGGGUCAGGUCAACAAAGUUAACACCCGUUCAAGCCUAAACCGGUUCGUCAAUAAAAAUAUGCGAAUUUUGCAAACCGGUUCCAUUAGAUUCCAAACCGGUUCAUAUGAAACCGAUUCGAAAAAAAACCACCUAUAUGAAAUAUGGUUUGAAGCAGGAAGAGUUUGACAGUAAGCAAUAAGUUGUCUCCAUGCAUUUCACGUAAAAAAAAAACUCCGUCUCUUCUGUUAAUGUUAAGCCAAAUUCCAACACAAUUGCAAUACCAACAUUGUAAGAACAGAACAUCAUAUUAUGAGAUACCAAAGAAAGAGAAGGCAAGGUUUCUUUUUGAAACAAUUGCUCCUUUCUUGUUGGUUCAGGUGCACCAAAGAAGGAGAUAAAAUUGUGCAGGGGUAAAAUGGUCAACUAUGGUUUGUGCAGGAAUUUCACAUGGACAGUAUAAAGUUGUCCCCUUCUUUAAGCAUGCUUUGCCUUCUAGAAACAAUUGCUCCAUCCUUUAAGCAUGCUUUGCUUUUGUUGCCUCG
Messenger RNA from Lactuca virosa, 2981 nucleotides. The record is from the annotation of a GenBank genome assembly. Lineage: Eukaryota; Viridiplantae; Streptophyta; Magnoliopsida; Asterales; Asteraceae.